UAAUUCGACUAUUUCAGAUCGAGAUUCCGCUUACACCUGUCAAAACAAAGCAAAAAAAAAAACACAUUUUUUGAAUAAUAAUUGCAUGCAAUAACUAAUGAAACAAAUUUUUCUAUUACUUUGCAAAGAAUUAUUUUAAAUAAUUAUAAACCUUAAAUUAAAAAUCAAAAUUUAAAAAGAAUUUUAAAGAAAUCGAAGAAAUUGUAUCCUAACCUAAAAGUAACUAAAAUUAGCAAGUGAUAAUAUCAUGCUAACAAUGUGAAUAAAAUAAUUCUAUUGUUGAAUAAAAAAUUAUUCCAAUUAUAAUAAAAAGGUGUUAAUGUGAAAAAUAAAAUAAUGGCAAAAAAAACAAAACAAUGGGCAGAGGAUGUCUUCGAAAGUUGGGGUGGCUAUAUGGAAGCAAAAAAAGCAAAACUCGAAGAACAAUUUCAAACGGAUGCAAAAAUAGAAUAUGAAAAUACAUCAACAACAUUAUUUAAAGGUGUUGCAAUAUUUGUAAAUGGUUAUACAGAACCAACGGCAGAUGUUCUAAGACGAUUAAUGUUACAACACGGUGGUGUUUAUCAUCAAUAUUUAAGAUCUAAACAAACAACACAUUUAAUUGCCUCAAAUUUGCCAUAUUCAAAAAUAGUUAUGUAUAUGAAAAGUAAAAAUCCACUACCACUUUGUAAACCCACUUGGAUUACUGAUAGCAUAAAAGCUGGUAAAAUUUUAGAUUUUCGAAACUAUUUACUCUAUUCACAAAAUACAAAAUCACAACCUCAAUUAUUUAAUAUUUUCAAAUCAAGUCCAAAUAAAUCAAUUGUCAACGGUACAAAUUCUUUGAAAUCAACUUCCCUUCAAUUGAAUGAAAAUAAUUCAAUUCACAAUGAUUGUAAAACAAUUUCAAACGAUAUUUCUCAAAAUAAUUCUCACAGUAGACUUUCAAAUGUGGAAGAAUUUUCUAAUAAAAAUUUCCAAUCUGCCCAAACUUCAACACCAAAUGUAAAUAGUAAAGAUUCUUUGAGAAUAAUAGUUGAAAAUUCAAAAUCAGAAACGGACAAUUUACAAUCGACAAUUAUUGAAAAUUCAAUGGAAAAAGAAAAUCCUGAAUUUUCAAAUAGAUCAAAUGAUAAAAUAUCUGAAAUUUCAAAAUCAUCAAUUAAUGUGAAAAGUUCUACUAAAGAAAUUGCAAUGAAAAAUAAAUCUUCCAUGUGUUCGAAAAAUUCGGAUUUUAUCUCUGAAUUUUAUAAUAAUUCACGUUUACAUCAUAUUGCAACAAUGGGUGCAACAUUUAAGGAUUAUAUUAAUGAAUUGAGAGAAAAAAAUAAGGGACAUUUUCCCGGUCUCGAACGAUUAAUAGUGGAGAAUAAAUUGAAUCGACCUGGACCAUCGACUAAAAUCGAUUCUGAUUCUGAUGAUGAUAUAUUUGCAACUGACUCGAGUCCAAAUGAAAAUCUACAAGAAAAUAUAAUAAUGCACAUUGAUAUGGAUUGUUUUUUUGUUUCUGUUGGCAUUAGAAAUCGUCCUGAAUUAAAAGAUCAACCAGUUGCUGUUACACAUGCUAAGGGAAAUAAAACAAAUGAAAAUCAAGAAGGUUCUUAUUCAGAAAUUGCCUCAUGCUCGUAUGAGGCAAGAAAAUUUGGUUUAAAAAAUGGUAUGUUCUUGGGUCAAGCGUUAAAACUUUGUCCAAAUUUAAAAACAAUAAAAUAUGAUUUUGAUGGUUACAAGGAAGUUUCUUAUGGACUUUAUGAUACUGUUGCUUCAUAUACACUUGACAUUGAAGCUGUUAGUUGUGAUGAAAUGUAUGUGGAUUGUUCGAAAAUUCUUUCUAAGGCAAAUAUUACAUCAUCAAAAUUUGCAACAUUUAUUAGAAGGGAGAUUAAAGAAAAAACUGGAUGUCCAGUUUCAACGGGUUUUGGAGCAAAUAAAUUACAGGCAAGACUUGCUACUAAAAAAGCAAAACCUGAUGGUCAAUUUCAUUUGACGGAGGAUUCUGUUUUAAAUUAUGUUGGAACAUUGAAUGUCAAGGAUUUACCAGGUGUUGGUUAUUCAACGACAAGUAAAUUAAAUGCAAUGCAAGUGAAAACAUGUUUAGAUCUUCAAACAUUUGAAAUUACAUAUUUGCAAAAAGAAUUUGGAAAGAAAACUGGUGAAUUAUUGUACAAUAUGUGUCGAGGAAUUGAUAAUUCAAAAUUAAAUAUGGAACAUGUGAGAAAAUCUGUCUCUGCCGAAGUAAAUUAUGGAAUUCGUUUUGAAAAUCAUUUGGAUGCUGAAGAAUUUUUAAAGAAAUUAUCUUUGGAAAUUUGUACACGUCUUAAAAAUGCAAAUGCAAAGGGAAGAUGUUUAACUUUAAAAUUAAUGGUUCGUGCUAAAGAAGCACCCAAAGAAACAGCCAAAUUUAUGGGUCAUGGACUUUGUGAUUAUUUUACUAAAUCAAAGAAUUUUAUUGCCGCUGUUGAUGAACAAACAAUUAUUACCAAAGAAAUUCUUAGUCUAUGGAAUCAAAUGCAACAAACACCAGAAGAUAUUCGAGGUAUUGGAAUUCAAAUAUCAAGACUCGAAAUAAUGAAACACAAGUCAAACACUAAUUGUUUGGUGAAUUUCAUUAAAAAAGCCAAACAAUCAAUUUCUGAAACGAACAUUAAUGAAUCAAAACAAAUUUUAGAAUCUAACAAAAAUAAGAUCGAUUCAAAUGAAACAAAAAAUAUUCCCAAACUCAUAAAUCAUGAAACAAUUUCUAAAAAAUCUAAUUUUCAAACUAAAUCUUCUUCCUCUUCUUUUGAGAAUAAAAUAAUUUUACCAUCGCAAGAAAUUGAUGAUUCAAUUUUAAAUGAAUUGCCCGAAGAUAUUAGAAAAGAAAUUGAAGCCAGCAGCAAGUCAAUUAAAUCAAAAACCAAUGAAAUUGAAAAAAAAGAGAAAUCUAAAGGUUCGACAAAAACAAUAAUUCAAACAAAACAAGAGUCAUAUUUUAAAGAGAGAAAAAAUAUUCCAAGGGGAAAAGCUGAAUUGCCACCACUUCAAGAAGUGGACAUGUCCGUUCUUGUAGAAUUGCCUGAGGAUAUAAGAAAUGAAAUUCUAAACGAAUAUAAAUCUAACAAAAAAUCUGAAACCCCACCAUUGACCAAAAUUAAAUCAAACGAUGAGAUUUCAAAAUCAAAUAAUAUUGAAACAAAAUUUCACAAAACAUCAAAUUAUUUAACUGACGAGAGAGAUUUUUCAUUUUCACAAGUUGAUCCCGAAUUUUUAGCAGCCUUACCAGACGACAUGAAAGAUGAUGUAAAAAUGUUUUGUAUGAUUAAAAGACGUGAAAAAAAUAAUGCCGAAAAGAAAAAAAUUAUUUCAACAAAAUCAAAGGGAAAUUUAAAAUCAAAAAGAGGUAGAAAACCAAAAAAUACUGUUUAUAAAAGUAAUUCAAUGCCGCUAAUUCGUAAUGAAAUUGAAGAAAAAAAAAUUCAACAAAUAUUCAGAGAAGAAAAAGAAGAAGAAGAAAAUAUUUUAAAUAUGGAUAAAAAACAAGAAGACGAAGACAGAGAAAUGAUUGCUAUAAUUUCACACGUAAGAUCAUUUUCUGACAAUGAUGUGAAAAGUCAAGGUCAAGAGAAAGCGUUGAGCGCACUUGUUAAAUGUAUGUUUGAUCUGUCAACUGAUCAGAUCAGAAUGCAGAUACAAAGUUGGGUUUCCAAUUCGGUGUUUGUAAAUGAAAUAGACAUUUUAUCACUAGCCACAUAUUUGAGCAUGCUUCCAGGAAAAAAAUUGAUUGAGGAUCUACAUAUUUUAUUAAAAUGCAUGCACAGAUGUAUAACAGAAUCUGGAAAUUGCGUUUGGCAUGAGGCAUACAGAAAAAUAGUGGAGCAUGUUCAACAUUAUAUGCAAAUCGAGUAUAAGAGCAGUCUAAUGAUACCAACGAUCAGAUGCAAUCUUCACAAGUGCAGGAGUGACAAUAUAUGUUAACCUUCGG
Messenger RNA from Leptopilina boulardi, 3940 nucleotides. It is a transcript of the gene Rev1, whose product is annotated as DNA repair protein Rev1. Gene Ontology annotation, molecular function: deoxycytidyl transferase activity; DNA-directed DNA polymerase activity; damaged DNA binding. Gene Ontology annotation, biological process: error-free translesion synthesis; error-prone translesion synthesis. NCBI's taxonomy places the organism in Eukaryota, Metazoa, Arthropoda, Insecta, Hymenoptera, Figitidae. Gene Ontology annotation, cellular component: nucleus. The coding region runs from base 337 to 3933 and encodes 1198 amino acids. The transcript is spliced from 6 exons. The record is from RefSeq and is a predicted model, not a curated record.